This is a messenger RNA of Darwinula stevensoni, 9207 nucleotides long. NCBI's taxonomy places the organism in Eukaryota, Metazoa, Arthropoda, Ostracoda, Podocopida, Darwinulidae. The record is from the annotation of a GenBank genome assembly.
AUGGCGACAAUGGGGACAAAUCAGAUGAUUUGCUCCUUUGUGGCUGUGAUUGUGGCUGUCAUUGUUAGUGUGAGAGGACUUUACACAGUGCCACAUGAUGCAAGUGCAGGACAUGUCAUCAAGCAAUAUGAAGUGGAUGAUCGGAACUUCCAGUUGCUUCCUUCCAACCAUUCUGAAUAUUUCUUCUUAUCAAGAAGUGGUGUCCUCAUGAUCAAGUGUGAUAUCUCACACCUGGUGAACUCAUAUAUUACUCUGGUGAUAUCAGAGGAGGGAGAAUCCUCAAAGCAUGUACGAACUGAGAAUCUCUUUGUGAUACAUCGUGAUGAUAUGCUCAAAUUUCUCACUGACAGCUAUGAAGGCCAUGUUGCUGAAAACUCCUCUCCACUUACUCUCAUCAGGAUCUCAGAUUCUCAAGAUGCCAUUUGCCUAAAUGGUAAUGGAAAUGCCCUUGCUGCCAUGCACUUCAGACUUGGAAAUCAUGACAAUAUCUUUAGCCUCCAUGAAGUCAGUCAAUGGUGUGUCCAAGUUCUGACUGUCAAACCCCUUGACCGAGAAGAGCAGACCACGUACCAGACCUUCAUCAUUGCAUUCAAUGAGAAGACUGGGGAAAAAGUGAAAACCAAGCUUGUGGUCCAUAUAGAUGAUAUCAAUGACAAUCCACCUGUGUUUGAGAAAUCUCUUUAUGAAUUUCAUCUUCCAUCCAACACAUCCAGAUUAAGCCGUGUCGGAACUGUGCGUGCCAGGGACAUGGAUGGUGACAAAGUCAUCUAUAAGCUUGCAGAGCCUCAUGAGAUGUUUGUUGUUGUGCCUAAAACUGGUGACAUCUUGCUGGCUGGUGAACCUGAAAUUGGUGUGGAGUAUCGACUGAAAGUGGAUGCCUAUGAUGUCAGGGAGGACAGACUUAGGUCUAGCCAACCUGCCCUGGUUUAUGUGCAGUUCCUUGAUGCGGCUACGAAUCUGGAAGAUCAUAUGGUUGAUGAACUUGAGUUGCUGGAAGACCACUUGCUUGAUGAAGAUGAGCUUCACAGAGAAAAGAGACAAAGCCACAGUCAAGGUGUUCGUCCUACCCAUCGUGCAAAGUACAAAGAAACAGACGGUGCUGUGGAAGGAACAAAGGUUUUUGAAUUGAGUAAGGAUUACCAGCAAGAGUAUUUCAAGAUUAGGGAUCAGUCAAAUCCAUGGGUUACUGUAGAGCCCAAUGGAGCGGUCCGUGUCAAGAAGAAGUGGGAUUAUGAAGAAUUGGGCCCUGAGAAGACCAUCAAUUUCUGGGUAGAGAUAAAAAAUCCUGCAAAUGGAAACACAGAAUUCCAGCGAGUCAUCAUUCAGGUGGAAGAUGUCAAUGAUGAACUACCCUUUUUCAUAAACCGCCCUUUGCCCAUGAAGACUGUUGUGAAGCUCAAUGCCCCACCAAAUACUCCAGUGUUUACACUUCAAGCAAGAGAUCCAGACACAGACAGUGACAUCCAUUACUUUCUUGUCCGUGACAGAACUGGGGGCCGUUUUGAGGUGGAUGAGCGGUCUGGUGUAGUGAGAACACGUGGAAAUGACCCUUUCCAACUUGACAUGGAAUAUAUGCUGUUUGUCAAGGCAGAAGAUCACAAUGGAAGAAUUGAUGACCGAACUUUUCAGUCAACACCAGAAACUAAGUUGUCCAUUGUGGGUGGCAAAAGGCCUCCACAAUUCUAUAUGGAGAGUUAUGAAGCUGAAAUCCCUGAAAACCAAAAGAAAGAUUCUGAAAUAAUUUCUGUGAAAGCCAAAUCUUUUGCGGAACGGGAGAUUCGUUAUACAUUGAAAGCAAAAGGGCAAGGAGCUGGAACUUUCAACAUUGGCCCUACUUCGGGAAUAGUGAAAUUAGCCAAGGAACUUGAUUUUGAGGACAUGAGACAAACACACAUCUACUCUCUACUUGUGACUGCUACAGAAGACUCUGGGGGAUUCUCCACAUCAGUUACUUUGACCAUCAAAGUGACAGAUGUCAAUGACAAUGCUCCAAAGUUUGAGCUUCCAGAUUAUCAGGCACAUAACAUUGAUGAAGACAUUCCAAUUGGGACCAGUAUCCUGCAAGUGAAAGCCUCAGAUGGUGACUCAGGUGCCAAUGCUGAAAUUGAAUAUUCUGUAUCUGACGAUCAUUUCAAAAUCAACAACAAUGGAGUGAUAUUCAAUAAUAAGAAGCUGGAUGCUGAUAACAAUAACGCCUACUAUGAAUUCACUGUGACUGCUAAGGACAAAGGUGAACCACCCAAGACAGGCAUAGCCACUGUGCGUGUCUAUACGAAGAACAAGAACGAUGAAUCACCAGUUUUCUCCCAGGCUGUAUACACCCCAAAUGUGGAUGAAAAUGCUGGCCCAAAGGCUCUGGUCACUACUGUGAUAGCAUCUGAUAAAGAUGGAGACAAUGUGCACUUCGGAUUUUCUAGGGGACAGCUGGAAUUAGGCCAGUUUGUCAUUGAACCCCAGACUGGAGUGAUCCGUCUCCAUGAUGGCCCAAUCACAUUGGACAAGGACAAGUAUGAACUCAAUGUGACAGCAAUGGAUGAUGGAUCUUGCUGUGAGAAUGGAGCAGCAACAAUUCACACCAGUGAAGCUGUUGUUGUGGUCUUCAUUACGGAUGUCAAUGACAACAAGCCUGUGUUCCAUAAUUGCACUACAUAUCAUGCAAAAGUGGAGGAAAACUCCCCUAAUGGAAGUCCUGUCAUCACUGUGGAAGCAACAGAUGAGGACAAAGGUGUGAAUGGGCAAGUGAAAUACUCAAUUGUCAAGCAGCCUAACCAAAAGGGGACCAAGUUCACUGUGGAUCCAGAUACAGGGAAAAUUUCCACCAACAAAGUGUUUGACAGAGAGGCAGAAGAUGGGAAAUUUGUAUCAUUAACAGUGAAAGCAACAGACUUGGGUGAACCAGCUCUCGAGGGCGUUUGCUCUUUCACUGUUGAGAUCACUGAUGUUAAUGACAACCCUCCACUCUUUGACCGACAGCGUUAUGAAGAAAAUGUGAAACAGGAUACCUCAAUUGGUGCUAAUAUCCUUCGUGUAUCAGCAUCAGAUGAAGAUGCUGACCAAAAUGGUGCAAUUACCUAUAGCCUCCAUCCUCGACAUAGAAACUCAGAUGAUGCUGAAUAUUUUGAUAUUCAGCCAGAAUCUGGAUGGAUCACACUGAGAAAGCCAUUGGAUCGGGACACAUACAGCCUGGAAGCUCAAGCUCGCGAUCGAGGCUUUCCACCUGAAUCACGAACAGUGGAUGUUCUCAUCAGAGUUGUGGAUCGUGACAACAAACCACCUCAAUGGGAAAAGCUGGUCUACGGUCCAAUCUACGUGAAGGAAAAUCAAACUGUUGGGUCGAGGGUGGUCUCUGUAAAGGCGCAGUCUGGAAUUGAAGACAACCCAACAGUAUUUUAUACACUGAUGAAGGGACUCACAGUGCAAACUAAUAAGGAUGACACCUUCUACCUUCAACCUCGUCCAGAUAAUGGUGUCACUUGGGCAGAUAUAAAAGUAAAUAAGGAACUCGAUUUUGAAGAUGUCAAGGAGUACAACCUCACAAUAAGAAACAAUGGAGCUCAGCAGCUGGGAUCAGAGGCAAUUGUUUACAUUGUUUUGGAGGAUGUCAAUGAUGAGAUACCCCUGUUUGUGGAGAGAGCUCAGGAAACUGUCGCUGAAGGGGAACCUAUCCGUACCCGAGUGACAACCAUCAAAGCAAUUGAUGCAGAUGGGACUUUCCCAAAUAAUCUGGUCUACUAUUCCAUUGUGGAUUCACCUCGUAAUGAGGGGAAGAAAUUUUUUGAAAUUGACAAACAAACUGGAGAAAUUUUCACCACAGCAGUAUUUGAUAGGGAAGUGAAACAAGCUUAUGCAUUGGAAGUGGAGGCCAUUGAUGGUGCUGCUUCUGCCAGACGAGGAAUAGAUGGCCCAAACAGAGUGACGGACUUGAUUCGUAUUGCAAUCUCAGACAAGAAUGAUAAUCCUCCAUACUUUGACAAAUCUUUGUAUGAGGCUGAGGUAGAUGAAAAUGAGGAUAUCCAUCAUACAGUGUUGACUGUCACAGCAAAGGAUAAUGAUGAAUCAUCCCGCAUCCGAUAUGAAAUCACCAAAGGUAAUGAUGGAGGAGCUUUUGCAGUAAAGAAUAUGACUGGUGCCAUCUAUGUUGCUGGACAGCUAGACUAUGAGUCACGAAAACGGUAUGAGCUGCGCCUGGUUGCUUCUGACAACUUGAAUGAGAACUUCACAACUGUUGUAAUCAACGUCAAGGAUGUCAAUGAUAACCCUCCAAUCUUUGAUCGCCCACUCUACAAAACACAAAUCACUGAAGAAAGUGGAACUGAUCUGCCCAAGAAAGUCCUUCAGUAUGAGUUGACGCUGGUGGCAUCUGAUUCCCUGAAUGAAAAUGAGACACGUGUCAUCAUUCACGUGAAAGAUGUCAAUGAUUUGCCGCCCACAUUUGAUCAACCAGCUUAUUCAGCAACAAUGGAGGAAGAGUAUUCAGAUCCUCUUCCACACCGUCUUCUUCAGGUCACUGCAACUGAUGGAGACAGAGACAGGCCACAAAACAUUGUCUACUUUCUCACUGGACAAGGAAUUGAUGCAAAUAAUCCUGCAAACAACAAGUUUGACAUCAAUCGAACAUCAGGAGAAAUAUAUGUGUUAAAGGAACUGGAUCGAGAUCAACCACAUGGUCGCCCUCAGUGGAGGUUCACAGUCUUUGCAAUGGAUGAAGGUGGAGAAGGUCUUGUUGGGUAUGCAGAUGUGCAAAUCAAUUUAAAGGACAUCAAUGACAAUGAGCCAUUUUUCUUCCCUGCUGUCAAAAUUGGCAAUGUCACUGAAAAUGGCACAGAAGAUAUGGUAGUGAUGACAAUGACUGCUGAGGAUUAUGAUGAUCCAAAUGAGGGAACAAAUGCCAAACUAACUUACUCUAUUGAUAAAAAUGUCAUUGAUGAUGAGAAAACAGGGAAGCCUAUAUUCAAAAUUGAUCCAGAAACUGGAGUAAUCACUACAAAUGUUUGCUGCUUGGACCGGGAGAAGACUCCUGAGUAUACUAUACAAGUUGUAGCAGAGGAUGGAGGCCAAUUAAAAGGAACAGGAACAGCAUUGAUCAGAGUGAAGGAUAUCAAUGACAUGCCACCAACCUUUAGCAAAGAAGAAUGGUAUGCUGAAGUGGAUGAAACUGAGGGGAACAUCCUUCCUGAUGUUCCUAUCCUGACUGUCACAGUUUUGGAUGAAGAUGAGACCAACAAGUUUCAUUAUAAGGUCAUUGAGAAAUCAGGAUAUGGUGCUGAUAAGUUCACGAUGGUUAGAAAUUCAGAUGGCACUGGAUCCCUAAAAGUGGUUCAACGCUUGGACUACGAAGAUCAGUACCAGCGUGGUGGAUUCCGUUUCCAGAUUCAGGUCAAUGACAAGGGAGAAGACAAUGAUGUGGAUCGAUACCAUGUUGCAUAUUCAUGGGUGAAUGUCACACUCCGAGAUAUCAAUGACAACACACCUGUCUUUGAGAAACCAAACAUUGAAGUCUCUGUUUAUGAGAAUGCUGAGAUUGGGAAGAGCUUACAGACAUUCCAAGCAACAGAUCCUGAUCGUGGUGGCCGAUCAAAAGUGUCCUAUGCCAUUGAUCGUAGCUCAGACAGAAGAAGGCAGUUUGCUAUCAAUAAUGAUGGGACUGUCACUAUUCAGAGAAGCUUGGAUAGAGAAGAUACUCCCCGCCAUCAGCUCAAAAUUCUGGCCAUUGAUGAUGGAGACCCUCCAAAGACUGCCACUGCAACCCUUACAGUCAUUGUUCAAGAUAUCAAUGAUAAUGCUCCUCGGUUCCUGAAGGCAAGACCAAUCGAAUUGUGCUGUCAGACUUUCAGUGUCAUACUUUGUUUUUUUUUUAUGUACCUCUUUUUAUUUCCUGUUCAGGAUUACAGACCAGUUGUUCCUGAGAAUUCAUUGCCCAGGAAAGUGAUAGAGAUUUUGGCCACUGAUGAUGAUGAUAGAUCCAAGUCGAAUGGCCCUCCGUUUUCGUUCAGCCUAGAUCACAGGAAAGCUGAUGAUGAAAUCAAAGAAUCAUUUCGAAUUGAACAUCUGCCUCGUGGAGCCAAUGGAGAUGGGAUGGCCAUUGUACAUUCAUUGAGAUCCUUUGAUCGUGAGCUACAGAAGGAGUAUUAUGUCCCCAUAGUCAUUACAGAUGAUGGAGAGACACCACAAACAGGCACAUCAACUUUAACUGUUAUCAUUGGAGAUGUUAAUGACAAUCGAAUGCUCCCAGGUGCAAAGGAGAUCCUUGUGUACAACUACAAAGGAGACAUCCCACAAACAGAUAUUGGCAGAGUGUAUGUAUUCGAUUUGGAUGAUUGGGACCUCCCAGACAAGAAAUUCUAUUGGGCUGAUGACCAUGAAAAUGAAUACUUCCUCCUAGAUGAAGAAACUGGAAUGAUCACUCUCAGGAAAGGCACACCGAAUGGAAAGUAUGAACUACACUUUUUGGUGUAUGACCGGAAGCACACACAGACAAAUGUCCCAGCAAAUGUAACAGUCAUUGUACAAGAGAUUCCUGAGGAAGCUGUCCUCAAAAGUGGUUCACUUCGGAUUGAUGGAAUUUCAGACGAGGACUUCAUCCGAAUCUGGGAUUACAAGACCCAACAGGUCAUGCCAAGCAAACUGGAGCUCUUCAGGAAGGAAGUGGCCAAGUUGAUUGAGACCUCAGUGACAAACAUAGAUGUUUUCAGUGUUCAACUGAAACAAGAGAGGCCUCCUAUCACAGAUAUACGGUUCUCAGCUCAUGGUUCCCCUUACUAUUCCCCCACAAUGCUCAAUGGUCUUGUACUCCAGAAUAGAGACAAGAUUGAGGAAGAAGUGGGAAUAAACAUCACCAUGGUUGGCAUUGAUGAAUGCUUACAUGAGAUGGCCAAGUGCGAGGGAUCUUGCACGAAUCGACUUGUAAUCUCUCCAAACCCAUAUAUGGUGAAUGCUAAUAGGACAGCAUUGGUAGGUGUUCGCACUGAUGUUGAGGCUGUCUGUGAAUGUGGAGCACGGAACUACACUAUCCCAAAGAGCUGUCGACCAAAUCCUUGCCUGAAUGGAGGCCGCUGCACAGAAAGUCUUUAUGGGACCAUUGAAUGCGAGUGUCGAGAAGGGUAUGAUGGGCCCAGGUGCCAAAAGCUGAGUAGAAGUUUCUAUGGUGGUGGUUGGGCAUGGUUCCCUCCCUUGAAGCUGUGUUCUGAAUCUCAUCUGAGUGUGGAAUUUCUUGCUGACAAUGCUGAGGGGCUAAUCCUUUACAAUGGACCCAUUACUGCUCCUGAUCCAGAGGAAAUCCUUAUCUCUGAUUUCAUAUCUCUGGAGCUUGAUGGUGGACACCCUCGAUUGCUUAUUGAUUUUGGUUCUGGGACCUUGGAGUUGAAGGUGAAUACCCGUGAUGGUUUAGAUGAUGGCUUUUGGCAUCGCAUUGAUAUCUUUUGGGAUACAGAGAAUGUGAGGAUGGUGGUAGAUUACUGCAGGACUGCAGAAGUGACUGAAUCUGAGAAUGGAACAGUUCCCAUAUUUUAUGAUCACAAUUGUCAAGCCAAGGGGACUAUUCCUCGAUUCAAUGAAUAUUUGAAUGUCAACACACCAUUGCAACUGGGUGGUGUGGCACAUGAACCUUUGGAUCCUACCUUGUUUAAUUGGAAGUAUGUCCCCAAGACAGAAAAAUCCUUCAGGGGAUGCAUCAGAAAUCUUAUACAUAAUAGUGAGGUGUAUGACUUGGCCUUACCUGGUUUGUGGAGGAACAAUGAUGCUGGAUGCCUUCCAUUUGAAGGAUCUUGCAAAGGCAAUGAAAUUGAACCAUUAUGCGGACCACAUGGAGUUUGUGAAGGCUCUCGUUAUGACACACACUGCGAGUGUAAACCAGGAUGGACUGGUCCCAGAUGUGAUACACCCACAACACCUGUCAUGUUCCAUCCAGAAAGUUGUGUGAAGUAUGCCCUCUCCUUCCCACCAAAUGCCUUUGUCACUGAGAUCCAGCUCCGCUUCCGGACCAGGGAGCACCAUGGUGAAAUGUUCAGAGCAGCCGAUCAACACAAUCGAGAGUUUGUUGUUCUGGAGAUCAAGGAUAGGAGGUUGAGAUUCAGGUAUAAUCUGAAUUCCCUGCGUACAGAAGAAAAGAUUUUAUGGCUGAGCAAAGUUGUUGUGUCUGAUGGUCAGUGGCAUGUGGCCAAAGUCUCCAGAUAUGGUUCUGCUGCUGUCCUCCAGCUGGAUGGAGGUGAAGGUGUAUAUUACAAUGAAAGCUUUGAAUUCACCGGUCACCAGCUUUUAGUGGUCACCAAGCAGGAUGGCACAUAUGCUGGUGGACGGCCUGAUUACACUGGCAUGCGGACCUUCCAGGUCAUAGCUGACUACAAGAAAGGGUGUUUGGAUGACAUUAGAUUUGAAGGGAGGCUCAUGCCUCUACCUCCUGCCUUGAAUGGAACACAUGGAGGUCAAGCCACUUUAUAUCGACAUUUGGAAAUUGGUUGCGAAGCACCUAAUCCCUGCAAGAAGCAUCAAUGUACUCCUCCUUUUGAGUGUCAUGAUCUGUGGAUGCACCAUGUAUGCGCCUGUCCUAAGGGAAAAAAGGAAUCUCCUGAUGGGACAACCUGUAUGGAAAUAAAUGAAUGCCUGCAACAGCCUUGCCUCAAUGGUGGCACUUGCAUUGACACUGACGACGGUUUCAAGUGUGAUUGUAAGAAUGGCUACACUGGAAACAUCUGUAACUUGCUUCAGGAAGGCCAGGUCUUGCGCUUGGGAACGGGUGCCUUGGCUGCCAUUCUCGUCUGCCUUCUCAUAAUUCUUGUGCUGGUAUUGGUGUUUGUCGUGUACCAUCGGAGGAGAGAAUCAGCCAUCAAAUAUCCAGGCCCUGAUGAUGAUGUCCGAGAGAACAUCAUCAACUAUGAUGAUGAAGGAGGGGGAGAAGAUGAUAUGACAGCAUUUGACAUUACGCCACUCCAAAUUCCUGUUGAUGGUGCAGGUCCAGGAAAAAUGCCUCCGCAGGCAGGGGGCUUGCGGCAUAGGCCUCCAUACAUGGGUGGAGGAGGUCAUCCAGAUGUUGGGAUCUUCAUCAAUGAUCUCAAGGGGAAAGCAGACAAUGAUCCCAAUGCCCCACCUUAUGAUGACCUCCGCAACUAUGCAUAUGAAGGAGGUGGUAGUACAGCUGGUUCAUUAUCAUCUCUUGCUUCUGACUAAAUAAAAAGGAGGGUUCUUAAGAAGGUACUGAGGAUCAAGAGCAAG